AUGAAUAGGCAGAAUUAAUUGACUAUUAGAGAUUCUUUAAAGAAUACACUUUUUAGUUAAAAGAAAAGAAAUUUGAAAUUUAAUCUAACACCCUUAAAUUCUUCUCCACCAAUAGAAAAUAACCAACAAAAAAGCACAAAUUAAUAAUUUAGACAUUUUAGUGAUGUUUAUGAAUAUGGCCAUCAUCAGAUUGGUUAUUUGAAUAUUUAUCAUUAGGUGAAGGAGCACAUGGGAUUGUAAAGACAUGUUAUAAGCGAGAUUAAAUCAAUUAGAAUAAUUCAGAAAGAACAACUUAUGCCGUUAAAAUCUUUAGAACUGGGGAUACAGAAAUAAUUAAUACAAUCAGAGAAACAUUUCAUAUAAAUAGAGCACUUAAUGAUCUAAACUGUGUUGUUAAAGCAUUAGAUCUAUUUAUAAAUUCUAAAAAAGAAGAACAUCAUUUAGUUAUGGAAUAUUGUCCAUAUUUGAGUUUAGAAUAAAGAAUUGGAAAAUUAAAAUUAGGAGAUAUUUAAAUAAUAGCAUUAAAUUUAGCUCAAUCAAUUAAAUAAUUACAUUAAAGAGGAAUUUGUCAUAGAGACUUAAAACCUGAUAAUAUUCUUAUUGGAAAUAAUUUGUCAUUAAAAUUAAUAGAUUUUGGGGUUUCAAAAAGGUUUUUAGUAAAAGGAAAAGUAACUAAAAAAAUAAAUAUGUGGACAAGAACUGGAUCAUUAUUUUAUUAAGCUCCUGAAAUAUUCUUAGGAGGUGGAUACAAUGAAAAAGGUAACAUUGAAUCUAUUUUUAGUUGAUAUCUGGUCAAUAGGCAUAAUUUUAUAUUAAUUAUUAGUUGGAUAAUUGCCAUUUUAAUAGGAAACUAUUUUAGAUACUAUAGAGAUGAUAAGAGAUUCAGAAAUAAAUGUAAAAAAUACAGCAGCCUUUAAAGUAUUGAAUCCUUUAGUAUAAGAUCUAUUAAAGAGAUUAUUGAAGAAAGAUCCAGAAAAAAGAUUAUCGGCUGAAGGUUUAUAAAUAAUAAUAAUUUUUAAAGAUUUUGUUUUACAUCCUUGGCUUCAUAAGAGAUAAUAAAAAAAGUCAAUGAAAAGUUUUGAUGAUUGUGAUAUAGUGGAUAUAAAGAAAAGUGAUGAGAUAUUAUAAUCUUCAGAAAUAACAACUUAGAAGCAAUACUUGCCAAGGAGUAAAAACCCUUUGAUUGUUCCUAUAGAGGAUGAAUCUAUAGUUAAUCCUUAAAAAUUAAAUUGGAAUAAUUGGGACAAUCAUGUUCAUUAUGUUCCAUAAGAUUUAAUUCAGAUUAUCAACCUAUAUGAUAUAAAAUCAAAGUAAUAGGGAUGUUGUGAAGAAUUAUUAAAUGAAUAAUAGAAGUAAAAUGAAGUAGGAGAAUUUUAAGUUGAAUUAUUGAGAAGAACCUCAGAGCAUUUUGAUUAACUAUGA
Messenger RNA from Paramecium primaurelia, 1422 nucleotides. The record is from the annotation of a GenBank genome assembly. Lineage: Eukaryota; Ciliophora; Oligohymenophorea; Peniculida; Parameciidae.